Molecule: messenger RNA, 1416 nt
Organism: Dujonia railenensis
Lineage: Eukaryota; Fungi; Ascomycota; Pichiomycetes; Serinales; Debaryomycetaceae
Source: the annotation of a GenBank genome assembly
AUGAGCAUCGUUGCACGACGCAUAAAACACGGUGUACGUCUAGUACUUUCCAUCAUUUACUUGAUCCUUAUUAUCUUAUCCAUACCACUUGCCUUUGAUGUCGGUGGAAUAGAUUGUGGGUUGUCAUACUCGUUUACUAUAUUUGCAUUAUAUUUUGUGUUGACCACGAUAAGGUUGAUCACAAGGAAGAGUCGGCACUUCAAAUGGGUUUCUUUCUUGUACUACUUGCAACAUCUUGUGUUACCUUCGUUGCUAACCCUCUUCCUAAGCUAUUAUAGCUCAAACACCGUUUCCGCUGAUAGUUCCAGUAACAAAUAUACUUUGAUUAAAGUAUGGGAGUAUUUUAUUGUCAACUCCACACCAAUAUUUACCAUCUUGGAAGGCUUUUGCUCGUUGCUCCUUAUCCAAGCCGUUGGCCAAACUGUCAAUUGGUUGACUGUUUACAAAUCUGAUAGCUGGCUCAUUGUCAGCUUAAUCGGCAGUGGAUCCACCAUCACUGCAGCCUUAUAUUUUUUGUAUAGAAUCUACGUGUACCCAUUCACCAUUGAAACAAUUGGUGCGUCGCUAUUGGGCUCGCUACUCACCUUGACUGUUGGGUUGGGACUCUUUGGUAUCGUCAGUGGGAAAGGUUCAAUGAUUGAAAGUUCGUUAUUGUUUGCAUACAUUGUUAGAUGUAUCUACGAAACUUUCCCGAUACUCUCCGAAGAAGCUAGUAAGGCACUCACUUCUCUCUUCACUCACACAACCUACCAGUUGAAGAAUGAAAUUCCUAUGUUGCCUGCACAAAUAACCGAUAUAGCUUCACAGUUGGUUCCAUUUUUGGCUUCAAACAUCCCUGGGUCAUUCAAAACGAUUUGGGAGUUCUUCAUCCUGGCCACUCAGAAAUUAACGUUACCUUUGCUUUUGAAUUUGGCCUAUAGAAUUGGUGUGUUCUUUGCAGCCACUAAGAUUAUCCCUUCAUUGUAUCAUGGAGCAAGCUAUCCAUCUUCCACUACGCCGCCCAUCUCACCAUCGAUAGCAUUAUCCCGUCAGCCAUCAAACAAUCAUUUAGAUCAGCAACAUCAUGCUGAUGAAAUACCGACAGAGCCCUCACAAUUUAAUGUUGCAUCAAGCUCACCAUUUCCUCAGCAUACGCAACAACCAUCGACCAUAAUUAGAUUAAUCUAUUCAUAUUCUCCUUGCAUCAUAAUAGCAGUUUAUACACACUUGAUGAUGCUGUAUAAUGGAGCGUUAGGGACAGAGCUAAAGCUUUGGGGUUUUUGGGAUGAUGAAUCAUUGGAAAUAGUAGUACACCCAUGGCAAUUUUGGAACUGGAUCAACAUGACUACUACGUUGAUUCUCUACGCAGCUGAACUUAUGGGAAACAAUGGAACCCAAGGAGGAACUGCCUUAACAAGUCAUUGGAAAGUAGAGUAA